UACGAUCACCUGUAGGACAUGCAGGAUGGCACCGUCCCAGUUGGACAGACUCCGAAGCCAGUCAAAACGUGAGGCCAGAAACAUCCGAACGAGAUAAGAUAACAUACCGGUACCGACCCUUCUUUUAAAUCAGAAGAAGAAGAGAGGGAGAAACAAUGGCGCAAUCCCAAGGGCACAUCUGCCUGUGCCUCGGCCGAAUCCUGGCGCUUCGGCGGGACUCUCCGGUGGCCAUCGCCGGGCGCAACCGACGGACCGGCGGGGAGUUCGUCGACGGCGUCCUCAGUCUCGCCCGCGGCCUGAUGGAGUCCGGCGUCCGGAGGGGAGACGUCGUUGCCAUCGCCGCGUUGAACAGUGAUCGGUAUAUAGAGCUGCUCCUUGCGGUCACAUAUGUUGGAGGCAUUGCUGCUCCCCUCAAUUACCGCUGGACCCUUAAGGAAGCAAGAUCUGCAAUGGAGCUUGUAAGGCCUAUGAUGUUAGCAGUGGAUGAGAGCUGUAGCUCAUGGGCCCUAGAACUACAAAGCAGCAACACCUUGCCAUUUCUAAAGUUAUAUGUUCUUAUUGGGGACUCUCCUCCCAGCCUUCGUAGUAAUAGAAGUUUUUUUUUUAUGGAUUCCAUAAAAAGGCCUUCACAAGGCACACCAACAAGCAACGCUAUAUGGGCACCAAAGGAAGUUGCCCUUAUAUGCUUUACCUCAGGAACCACCAGACGGCCAAAGGGCGUGGCUAUAAGCCACACAGCUUUAAUUGUUCAAUCCCUUGCAAAAAUUGCAAUUGUUGGUUAUGGUGAGGAUGAUGUAUAUCUCCAUACAGCGCCUUUGUGCCAUAUUGGUGGGAUAUCUUCAUGCAUAGCCAUGCUAAUGGCUGGAGGUUGUCAUGUUUUGAUACCGAAGUUUGAUGCAAAAUCAUGUUUUCAAGCCAUUGAACAACUACAAGUGACAUCCUUUAUCAGUCCUGCAAUGAUAGCUGAUCUAAUUUCCUAUGGAAGGAAAGCAAAUGCAUGGAAUAGCAGUGACAGUGUAACCAAAAUUCUUAAUGGUGGUAGUGGCCUGUCUGAAGAGCUCAAGAAGGGAGCCAGAUGCUUAUUUCCUCGUGCUAAGAUUAUUUCGGCUUAUGGGAUGACAGAGGCAUGUUCUUCGCUUACCUUCUUGAGCCUUCAUGAUCCUUCACUUCAAAAAUCUGGGAAACUUUUUCCAGAUAAACAAAAAGUUGAGUUAGGCCUCCAUUGCCACCAACAGAAUGGUGUUUGUGUCGGGAAACCAGCCCCACAUGUUGAACUUCAAAUAAGCAGCAGUGGCAACAACAGUGGUGCUCUAUCAAUUGAGAUUUUAACAAGAGGUUUGCAUGUAAUGGUUGGGUACUUGGACCAGACACAGGUCAUGAUGUUGGAUUCAAUUGAGCAUGGGGCUGACACAGGUGACAUUGGCUGGAUUGAUUGCAACGGUAAUCUGUGGCUCAUCGGGCGAGAAAAUCGGAUCAAGAGUGGGGAAGAAAAUAUCUAUCCUGAAGAGGUAAAAGACCUUGGAAUCUUAAAAUGUACUUCCCAAGUGUUUGAUUUUUUAAGAUGCAUUAUAUAUAAUUAUUUCUCAUUUUAUUUGAAUAUUGUUAUUCAUUUAGAUGUCAUGUUAUUAAUGUUUAGAUAGAGGCACUCCUUUGCAACAUCCAGGAGUCUACAGUCUGUUUGGUUGGUAUUCUGAUUUUCGCCUACAGAGAAGGUAGUUGCUUGUGUUGCAUAAGGGACGAUUGGGAAUGGGUUGAUCAAAAGUCGAAAUGUUUUCUGACAAAAAACAAAUCUCAACUGAUAUCCUCCAUAACUACUGUAUCAAAGGAAAUUUAAGCAGAUUCAAGAUACCAAAGGCUUACAUACCAUGGAGGAAGCCAUUUCCAGUUACUAGCACAGGGAAACCAAAAAGAGAGGACAUACGAAAAGAAGUAAUGUCCGAUAUGCAACUUCAUAGCAACUUAUGACUUCAUGAGUCUCAAGCUAUCCAAACUGAAGCACCUGAUUCUGAUACCAACCCAUUGUUUCUUUCAGCACUAGAACUAUCUGGAGGCAUCAAAUGUGAGGAAAAUGCUUUGAGCUUUUCUUAGUUCAAGAUGGCUAAUAGAUCUUAAAUGUGUUAGUCUUGUUCUUCUUGAACUUGCAAGACCCCAGAAAAUUUAGUAGCAAAAUUGACAACAGCCUCCAAAAGGUCAACUAAUGCACAUGAUUCACACAAAUUUAGAUAGGCACGCCAUGUUAUUUAUUCGUACAGUUCCCUAAAAUAUGUGAAGACUUGAUAUUUCUGAAGAUGUCCUUAACAGCUUCACAGUCA
Messenger RNA from Phoenix dactylifera (date palm), 2312 nucleotides. The record is from RefSeq and is a predicted model, not a curated record. NCBI's taxonomy places the organism in Eukaryota, Viridiplantae, Streptophyta, Magnoliopsida, Arecales, Arecaceae.